Elaeis guineensis (African oil palm) is the source of this 1648-nucleotide messenger RNA. RefSeq lists its product as uncharacterized. Gene Ontology annotation, molecular function: protein binding. The record is from RefSeq and is a predicted model, not a curated record. NCBI's taxonomy places the organism in Eukaryota, Viridiplantae, Streptophyta, Magnoliopsida, Arecales, Arecaceae.
AUUUAACCACUCGCAUCUCCCUUAUCUCCUACGGCUCUACUCUUGCCGUUCCUUUUCUCUCUGUUUUUUUCUCUGAAAGGAGGCCUUUCCUUUCUCCAUCACUUUCUAUAAACCAACCUUUCAAUCCUCCUCCAACUAUUUGAUAAACUAAGCUUUGAACAAUGCCGUCGUACACCCCUCAGUUCUCCUCCACCUACUACCCUCAGAAGAGGGACUUCAACGCCCUCCUCGACGCCGCCCGCCCCUUCCUCCGUGAGCAGCUCGAGUUGGUCGACCCCGCCCUCCCUUCCCUCAUCACCGUCCUCCGCUCGGUUGGCGCCGGGGAGUGCUUCCACAAGCAUGGCUCUUUUCUCUCCCACCUCACCGAUGUCUACCGCAUCCUCAAGCUCUGGUGCGCCCCCGACCCCGUCGCCCGCUGCGGCCUCCUCCACUCCGCCUACUCCAACUCCUACGUCAACCUCGCCAUUUUCGACGCCGGCACCAGCCGGGACUACGUCCGCAGCCUCGUCGGUGCACCGGCCGAGCGCCUCAUCCACCUCUUUUGCAUAGUUCCACGCCAGACCCUCAUCAUGGAUGACCUCAUCUUCCGCUACUCCGACGCCGAGCUCGUCGAACACCUUUCCCUAUCCGAAGCCUCUCUCAGAGAGGCAAAGGAGAAUGGUGUCUUCGACUCCUUGGCGCCAUGGCGGAGAAAGCUCCAGUCUCUCCUCCCAGCAGGAGGGAUCAGGGUGAAGCACAUCAAGACCCGGGAGGAUGUGGCGGUGUCGAGGAGAAUGGUGGCUAUCUUCCUUCUGAUGUCCAUCGCCGACUUCAGCGAUCAAUACUUCGACUACCAAGAUAAGAUGUUCGACAAUGACGAUGGGAGGCUCGAGUAUCAGGGGAAAAAUUGGACCGUGCUGUGGCCUGGUACCGGAAAGCCAGGUUUGUGGAUGAAUAUGAAUUCAAACAUGGGUGCCUUGUAUACUCUUAUACUGAGGGAGGAGGAGAUCUACUUGGAGGAGAGAAAGAGAGGAGGAGGGGGAGGUGAAGGUGAAGGUGAUAGAGAUGAGGAGAUUGAGCUGGUGAUCCCGCCAGUGUUUGAUAACUGCACCAAGGUGUUGGAUGCCCAGGAGCAGAUUGUUGCAAGGGACUUGUACUGGGAGGCGGUUUGUGGUGACUGGGAGAAGGAGGGGAAGUGGGAGAGGGUGGAGGAGCUGCUGCUGGGAAGCUGUGAGAAGAACCCAUUUGUUGGGGAGCCUCAUCUGGUUCUGGCUCAAGUGUAUUUGAACUUGGAGAGGUAUGAGGAAGCUGAGAGGGAGGCGGAGAGGGGGCUGCGUCUGAUAAUAGAGUGGGGGAGCAGCUGGGACAAGAGGAUGACCUGGGAGGGGUGGGUGGCUUGGGGAAGGGUGAUGCUUGCUAAGGCCAAGGAGAAGGCAUGGCCCCAUUCAGCAUGGGGGAUUAUCAAUCUUGGACUCGUAAGGUAAGACCGGCUCAGAUAUUCUCUGCUGUGCUUGGUAAAAUAAAGCUUGUUAGAAACAAGUUUGUAUCCACGGUGCCCCUGCCCCAGUAAAAUAAAGCUUGUGGAAACUUGUUUGUGUUAUCAAAAUUAGAUAUGCAAAAAUCUGCAACUCUGAUAAGAUUGGCAAUGCAAAGGUAGUAGUGAUAAAGU